This is a messenger RNA of Schistocerca americana (American grasshopper), 1765 nucleotides long. Its product is annotated as parkin coregulated gene protein homolog. Bases 62 to 784 code for a protein of 240 amino acids. The record is from RefSeq and is a predicted model, not a curated record. The transcript has 4 exons. Gene Ontology annotation, molecular function: Hsp70 protein binding; Hsp90 protein binding. Lineage: Eukaryota; Metazoa; Arthropoda; Insecta; Orthoptera; Acrididae.
UUUACCAGAACAAGGAAGCUAUAGGCGGUGCAGUGGGCAAAAUUAUUGUUUCGUUGGAGGGAUGGUGACUGGGAGGGAAUUCCGUGAAAGCCUGCGGCAGAAAGGGCGCAAAAAGCGCGUAGUGCCAGGCUUCACGGUGCAGUCCUUGCAAAGCGGAGUUGUCGUCCAAGGUCCGCCUCGCGUUAGUGCAGUUCGUCCGCGCCAACCACCAAAGGAGUCAAUCUUCAGAAAGGCUUACCUCCGAGGGGACUUGCCGAUAUCCUUGGCUUUCGAUACCUAUGGCACCAAGCUCACCUGGAAGGUGGAAGUGGAGAAACUGGACUACCAUCACUACUUGCCAAUAUUUUUUGAUGGGUUAAGUGAGACUGAAUAUCCUUAUAAGUUCUUCGCACAGCAAGGGAUAAAAGACAUGAUGCAACAUGGUGGUCCAAAAAUUGUACCAGUUAUACCACAGCUUAUUAUACCCAUCAAAAAUGCUUUAAAUACGAGAAAGCAUGAUGUAGUCUGCACAACACUGAAGGUGAUGCAGCAGUUGGUUAUGAGUGCUGAUAUGGUGGGAGAAGCCCUUGUUCCAUAUUACAGGCAAAUACUACCUGUAUUUAAUCUGUUCAAAAAUAAAAAUGUGAACUGUGGCGAUGACAUUGACUAUACUCAAAUGAAGCAUGAGAAUCUUGGCGAUCUUAUUCAAGAAACACUUGAAAUUCUGGAAAGACAUGGUGGAGAUGAUGCGUACAUUAAUAUAAAAUACAUGGUGCCUACCUAUGAAUCCUGUGUUAUGAAUUAGAAUGAGCAACCAUAAGGAGACAAGGUUAUUUGUAGGCAAAAUAGAUUUCAUAUACUGUUAACAGACUACAAUUGUUAUUACUGCACACUAGAAUCACCAAAUAAAUUGUUAUGUUUAUUAAAUUUUUCAGUACAAUGUAAUAUAUGUGUUCAUAAAUAAGUCAUGGGUACUUGUUUAAUUUCAUGGGAGUUGGUUCACAAAACUUUUUAUCUACUAGGUAAACUAUGUAUUAGUGAAAACAGGUAGAUUAACACUGAAGGAAAAGAGAAAUUGCUACUAACUGUAAAGUAAAGAGGACAGGUAAAGAAACUUAUAUAAAGCUUUCAGCCACUGCCAUGAUCAGCAAAAGAGAAACACACCAUUCAUACACACAAGCAAGCACACUGCAUGCACACUUGACUACCAACCCUGGCUGCUUGGACCAGAAUACAACUAUCAUGUAGAAUGCAAGCAGCAAUCUGGAGUGGGUGGCAAAGUGCAAGGGAUAGUGGUGUAAGGGUGGGUGGAGAGGUGAAUGCCGUCUCGUGGAGUGUGCAGGACUAGAACACCAACAAGCACAGUGUCAGGACAUUGUGGGGCAAGGACAUGGGGAAAAAAGGGACAAAAAGGAAAGGAGCAGGAAAUUGUGGACAGGUGCAUUUGGCAGCGGGUGACAAACAAAGAGGAUGGGAGACAAGAAUAGGGAGGAGAUGAUAGGACAGAGAUGCGGGGACAGUAUGUUACUGGAGGUUGAGGACUGGAUAAUUACCUGAGUAGAGAAUGUAUGUAAGGAUAACUGUUGAGGAAAGUUGGUGAUGAAGGGGAGGAUCCAGAUGGUUCAAGUAGUGAAGCAGCCAUUGAAAUCAAGCAGGUUAUGUUCAGCUGCAUGUUGUGCCACAAGGCUGUCUACUUAACAUUGUUUGUAUUCAUAAUUGUAUAAAGUUUAUUAAAUGUUUGUCACAUUGUACCUUGACAGAAGUGAUAAAUUACAGCAACAUGAUA